CUGUAGUGCACUGACAGCCUGCUUAGCUGUCAUCACGCUUCGCCACAUCUAACGCUCGCUAUCUAAAUGUGUUAAUGCGAUGAACCGGGAGUUUAUUGAUCAUGGCUAAUCUACGGAUUUCACUGGCCAUCGCAUUUGUUCAGGCUGUCCUGUACAGGACUUGUGAGGCUCUGUGGUGUAACUGCACCACCGCCCAGUGUGAGAAGACUGGAUUCCAGUGUGAGACUGAUGGAGCCUGCAUGGCUUCUACUUCCAUCAUCGAUGGCCAAGAGCAGCACAUCCGUAUCUGCAUCACACGGGACAAACUUGUACCUCCGGGACAGCCGUUCUAUUGCCGUAGUGCAGAGGGCCUGCUCAACAUCCACUGCUGCUACACUGACUACUGUAACAGCAUUGACCUCCAAGUACCUUCAAUUACAACUCAGUCAGGUCUGGGAGGAGGCUACGGCCCUGGUGGGACAUGGGGAUUGGUGGAACUGGUCGCUGUGAUUGUAGGGCCGCUCUUCCUGCUGUGUCUGCUGCUGCUGGUGGGUGUGUUCCUGUAUCAGUACCACCAGAGAGCCUACAGCCACAGGCAAAGGCUAGAAGUGGAGGACCCCUCCUGUGACCACCUCUACCUGACCAAAGACAGGACCCUGCAGGACCUCAUAUACGAUCUGUCCACGUCUGGUUCAGGCUCCGGUCUGCCUCUGUUUGUCCAGCGGACCGUGGCCAGAACAAUUGUACUCCAAGAGAUCAUUGGUAAAGGACGUUUUGGGGAGGUGUGGCGAGGACGGUGGAGGGGCGGUGACGUGGCGGUGAAGAUCUUCUCAUCCAGAGAGGAGCGCUCCUGGUUCCGUGAGGCUGAAAUCUAUCAGACCAUCAUGCUCCGCCAUGAAAACAUCCUGGGCUUUAUAGCUGCUGACAACAAAGACAAUGGCACAUGGACCCAGCUGUGGUUGGUGUCGGACUACCAUGAGCAUGGCUCUUUGUUUGACUACCUGAACCGCUACUCUGUCACUACUGAAGGGAUGAUCAAACUAGCGCUGUCAGCUGCCAGCGGCCUUGCACAUCUGCACAUGGAGAUUCUUGGAACACAAGGAAAACCAGGCAUCGCCCACAGAGACUUGAAGUCCAAGAACAUCCUCGUGAAGAAGAACUGCACCUGUGCCAUCGCUGACCUGGGUCUGGCUGUCCGUCAUGACUCUGCCACAGACACCAUCGACAUCGCGCCCAGUCAGAGGGUGGGCACCAAGAGGUACAUGGCUCCAGAGGUUCUGGAUGAGACUAUCAACAUGAGACACUUUGACUCAUUCAAAUGCGCUGAUAUCUAUGCUUUGGGGCUGGUCUACUGGGAGAUCGCACGCCGCUGUAAUAGUGGAGGUAUCCUUGAAGAGUACCAGCUGCCCUACUAUGACCUAGUUCCUUCCGACCCUUCCAUAGAGGAGAUGAGAAAGCUGGUGUGUGACCAAAAGCUACGGCCCAACAUCCCAAAUUGGUGGCAGAGUUACGAGGCCUUGCGGGUCAUGGGAAAAAUCAUGAGGGAGUGUUGGUAUGCUAAUGGAGCUGCCCGCUUGACAGCCCUGCGCAUUAAAAAGACGCUGUCCCAGCUCAGCAUUCAAGAGGACAUUAAAGUCUGAGCAAAGCCAGCAAAACAAGAGAAACAAGCUUUGAGCAGGACCCAGCUCCAGACUGAGAAGAAAGGAGCUAGGACUCCUACAAAGAACGCACAAAGUAAGAAAAUAUGAUGGAGAGUCGCGCUUUGUAAAAUAUUACUCCAUAGACACUCCUGCCAGUUUUGAAGCCACUUGAUUUCUGACAAACCCUACCUCGCUUACCCAGCCAAACUACCGAGAACACCUUUCCUGAAUUGUCCUCAGCUAUUGCUGCCCUACCUGAACCUCUUUGUUCCACUCUACACUAAAUAUUAACGAGGAUUUUUGGAUUUCCUGUGUGACUUGUAUGCAAUCGACAAUAGGAUAUGUAAUUAACCAGUUAACAUUUUGAUGAAGUCUUUUUGAUCGGUCAAGGAAUAGUCAACAAACAGCAUUCAAUCUAUUUGUCUUGGGACACACUGGGAAGAAGAAGUGGGAGUGUUUUUAACUUAUUUUUACUUAUUCUGUCGUUUAAAUGACUGGAUCUUGUUGUUAAUAUAUGGGUAUUUGUGAGGUUAUUUCUCUGUGCCACAUACAGCACAUAGGCACAUCACAAACUGCUCAGACAUCCUUCGAAGAGAACAAUCCAUCUGGUUCUACUACAGCUUGUGUGUCUUAGUUGUCUGCUCAUUACCAUGCAAGCAUGUACAAAACAGUCGACACACAUCGUGUAAGUGCAGCACAUUUACUUUCAACAAGGUGUUUUGAGAUUUCAGUCAGAGUCACUGGAGCAUUAGGGCAGCCUGCCAAACAUGAUUUAGCCUUUGGACCACUUGCCUAGAGCCCUUCUCAUAAUCUGUUAUAAACCUCAGGUUUUCCUUAUCAUUAAGCUUGUUUUUUUCCCUUCUGAAACUAUCCAAACCAUCUUUAAGUAAAAUGAAAUACACAUUGAGGAAUUAUGAAGCAAAAUGUGUUUCAGUAGGACUGAGGAUUACAUGUAGAAUGUUGUAGAGCAACAGCUACCUGCGACUUGAUAACUUCUCUCCUUGGUCUUCUUAGUUGACGCUCUCACUGGCUUCAACACACAUGUACCUCCAUGCACACAUGUAUUUAAGUAGUAUCAUUUCAGUAUGAAUGCAUCCACUGUCUGUUGAUCAACCCACAGACCAUAACUUCUGUCCCCCAGAUAAGCUGGUACACACAGCAUUCGUCCUUUGCUGCAGUUUGUAUAUUAACACUGUACAUUAAACAACGGUAUCCCUUUUAUUCCUUUAAUUUUUUUGUAUUGUAAGUGUUCUUUUCCCCUCCCUCGCCAAGUACAGCUACAGCACAUAAAUUACUUUUUUUUUAAGAAGAUACUUGUGAAUAUAUGACAGUUAAAUUAGAUUUUAUGUUGAUACUUUGGUGUUUUAGAUAAUUGAAUCUUUUAUACCAGCUUUUUGGUUGGUGGGAAGAAAAUCUAAGACUUCUGUACUGAUCCACUUUCUGACCUCUGAAGUAACGUUACUGUAUAUGUCAGACACACUGCUUAUGUUGACUUUCUCCUUUAGCCCUCUUACUGCAGAACACUAUGUGAUUUUUAAUCGAUGUUUCCCCUCAUGGUUCCUUUAGUUCACCACACAAUACCUCCUCAAUGUGCAAAUUAUACAUGGAUUGUUUCCUUUCUGCUAACAUUGUCAGAAAACACUGUCUCUUUUUUGUUUUCAGGAAAUAUAUGUCUUUAGCUGUACGCAGAUUCAACAGGUACUGUUUGUGUCUAGUCUUUCCCCAUGUUAUUUAUAUUUGUGUGCCGUGACUUCCUAUGAAAGCCUGAAAGGCCACAUGUGCACUACUACUGACCUCGCAGCAUUAAAACCAAAUUGUUCUCA
Molecule: messenger RNA, 3442 nt
Organism: Scatophagus argus
Lineage: Eukaryota; Metazoa; Chordata; Actinopteri; Scatophagidae
Product: activin receptor type-1B-like
Exons: 9
Coding region: 102-1619 (505 amino acids)
Biological process (GO): activin receptor signaling pathway; cellular response to growth factor stimulus; protein phosphorylation
Cellular component (GO): plasma membrane; activin receptor complex
Molecular function (GO): activin receptor activity, type I; activin binding; ATP binding
Source: RefSeq, a predicted model, not a curated record